Molecule: messenger RNA, 1002 nt
Organism: Dermacentor silvarum
Lineage: Eukaryota; Metazoa; Arthropoda; Arachnida; Ixodida; Ixodidae
Exons: 7
Coding region: 1-1002 (333 amino acids)
Molecular function (GO): CoA-ligase activity
Source: RefSeq, a predicted model, not a curated record
AUGGAGCACAUAAUUGUUGUCAACGGCACAUGCGAAGAAGCACACAGUCUUUCGGAAUUGAAAGAAACCGAUCUCGGAGACUACAAAAUUUGUUUGAACCAGCGUCCCGACACGACACUGUGCAUUGUAUACUCGAGUGGCACCACGGGCUUGCCAAAAGGCGUGCAGCUGACCCACCGGAACCUCAUAGCCCAAGUGAUAUCGUAUAGUCCAUAUUUCGCUUACCAUGGGAAAUCGAAGUGGCUUCCAGCUGACCACCUCCUUGGUCUUACAAACGUGGUAACCCUCCGAGAACGCAAGAAAUCGGUAGAAGAGAACGAGAAAUAUAAGGUUGCCAUGAAGCGUGACUACGACCGUGCUCACUCCACAAAGGCACCUGACACCAAAGUGGUGGACUUUGACACACGGAAAACCCUAGGACCGAACCAGCAAGGGGAAAUAUGUGUGAAAAGUCCCGCUGCCUUUAAGGCCUACUUGAAUCAACCGAAAGCGACAGCUGAUGCUUACGAAGACGGCUUCGUCCGCACAGGAGACAGGGGCUACUACACGGCUGACGGCUGCUUCUUCUUGUGCGGACGGUUCAAGGAACUGAUAAAGUGCAUGGACCAGCAGGUGCCUCCAGCCGAGUUGGAAGAGCUACUGGCUGCCGACCCCGCGGUGAAGCAUGUGGUUGUGGCCGGGAUUCCGCACCCACAGUAUGGAGAGGCGGCCCGCGCAUUCGUUGUGCACCGGCUCCGCCCUACGGAUCCGCUCGAAGAACAGCGGGAAGCAGAAAGAAGUUUUGCUUGCACUAUUUCAGAUCGACUGGCCUAUCACAAGCAUUUGCACGGUGGCCUUGAGUUCCUGGACAGCAUCCCACAGACUGAUAUCGGAAAAGAUUUACGGAACUCUGUUAAGAUGGCCUACAUUGAGCGUUGCCAAAGCGAACAGCAAGACCAGGUCUGGGCCGUCCAGCUAGCAGGGGCAGCUGCUGAGACCCAGGAGAUCUCGGCCGUCUACUAG